Molecule: messenger RNA, 2988 nt
Organism: Hemisphaericaspora subhashii
Lineage: Eukaryota; Fungi; Ascomycota; Pichiomycetes; Serinales; Debaryomycetaceae
Gene: NAM7
Product: ATP-dependent RNA helicase
Exons: 1
Coding region: 1-2988 (995 amino acids)
Biological process (GO): nuclear-transcribed mRNA catabolic process, nonsense-mediated decay
Cellular component (GO): cytoplasm
Molecular function (GO): RNA helicase activity; ATP binding; RNA binding
Source: RefSeq, a predicted model, not a curated record
AUGAGUAAUUUACUUUUUCAAAGUUUUAAUAGCAAUGGGAUUGAUGAUUUAUCAUCUGCAGCUACUUUCUCAAGCGCUGCUUCCGUUAAUGGAUCUGAUAAUGAUUCAGAUAAUGCCACUAUAAACCAAGAUGAUUUUUUACCUGGUCAUGGCGCUGAGCAUAGCCAUAGUCAUCACCGUGAUGAUAUUACUAAUGAUAUUGAUUCAGAUAAUGAAUCACUUAAAGUCGACGAUAUGUUUGAUGAUGAACCACGUUAUGAUCAUGAAUGUUCAUAUUGUCGAGUUCAUACCCCAAGUUCACUUGUCAAAUGUAAUACAUGUAAUAAAUGGUUUUGUAAUGCCAAAACAAACUCAUCAAGUUCCCAUAUUGUGACUCAUUUAAUUAUGUCUCGACAUAAUCAAGUCAGUACCCAUGAAGAAUCAGAUUUAGGUGCUACCACGUUAGAAUGUUAUAAUUGUGGAAAUAAAAAUGCAUUCAUAUUAGGAUUUGUAAGUGCAAAACAAGAAUCAGUUGUGGUUAUAUUAUGUCGAUUACCAUGUGCAAGACAAAAAGAUAUGCAUUGGGAUACAACCCAUUGGCAAGCCUUGAUUGAAGAUCGUCAGUUUUUAUCUUGGGUUGCCCCUCCACCACCUGAAGAUGAUUUAAUUAAUGCAAAAUUAAUCACCCCUCAACAAAUUUCAAAAUUAGAAGCACAAUGGAGAUUGAACCGUGAUGCUACUAUUAAUGAUCUCGAGAAUAAUGAUGUCGAGGAGGAAGAAGUGUUGCCGAUUUUGAUGAGAUAUAAUGAUGCUUUCCAAUAUCAAAGAUCGUUUGGACCUUUGGUUAAAUUAGAAGCUGAUUAUGAUAAGAAUUUAAAAGAAUCUCAAGCUUUAGAACAUAUUCAAGUCAAAUGGGCCCUUGGGUUAAAUAAUCGUCAUUUGGCAAGUUUUACUUUAUCUACUUUUGAAACCAGUGAUUUGAAAGUUGCAGUUGGUGAUGAAAUUAUUUUAAGAUAUAGUGGGAAUCAAGGUGAUCCUUGGGAAGGUAAUGGAUAUAUUUUAAGAUUGCCAAAUGCUUAUCAAGAAGAAUUCACCUUGGAAUUAAACCCAUCUAAAACUACCCCGCCAACUGAUUUAACUACUGAUUUUACUGCUGAAUUUGUUUGGAAAGGUACGUCUUAUGAACGUAUGCAACAAGCCAUGAAAGAUUUCGCCACUGAGGAAGAAUCCGUGUCUUCAUACAUUUAUCAUAAGUUAUUAGGUCAUGAAGUUGAACCUAUUCAAUUUGAUAUUGAAUUACCCAAGCGAUUCUCCCAUCCUAAAUUAACCGAAUUAAAUGCAUCUCAAACAAAUGCAGUCAGGGCCGUUUUACAAAGACCUUUGUCCCUUAUUCAAGGUCCUCCAGGUACUGGUAAAACCGUAACAUCAGCCACUAUUAUUUAUCAUUUAUCAAGAUUAAAUAAACAAAAGAUUUUAGUUUGUGCUCCUUCUAAUAUUGCUGUUGAUCAUUUAGCGGCAAAAUUAGAUCUUUUGGGAUUAAAUGUUGUUAGAUUAACUGCAAAAUCUAGAGAAGAUGUUGAAAGUUCAGUAAGUCAUUUAGCCCUUCAUAAUAUCGUCAAUGCUACCGCCAAGGGUGAAUUAAAAAAAUUAAUUAAAUUAAAGAGUGAAAUUGGUGAAUUAUCAAUUGAAGAUUCCAGAAAUUAUUUAAAAAAUUUACGUACCAGUGAAUUAAAAAUCUUAAAUAAAUGUGAAAUUGUAUGUUGUACAUGUGUUGGAGCUGCCGAUAAGAGAUUAUCACAAUAUGAUUUCAGAACUGUUUUGAUUGAUGAAAGUACUCAAGCUUCCGAACCCGAAAUCUUAAUCCCAAUCGUCAAGGGAGCCAAACAAGUCAUUUUAGUGGGUGAUCAUCAACAAUUAGGUCCAGUUAUUUUGGACAGAAAAGCGGCCGAUGCAGGUUUGAAACAAUCCUUAUUCGAAAGAUUGGUCUUUUUGGGUCAUGUACCUAUAAGAUUGGAAGUUCAAUAUAGAAUGCAUCCAUGUUUAUCUGAAUUCCCAAGUAAUAUGUUUUAUGAAGGGUCAUUACAAAAUGGUGUUACUUCUGAUGAUCGAUUAUUAGAAGAUUCAACUUUCCCUUGGCCUGUCAUUGAUACUCCUAUGAUGUUUUGGGCUAAUUAUGGACGUGAAGAAUUGAGUGCAAGUGGUAAUUCCUAUUUAAAUAGAGUUGAAGCCAUGAAUGUUGAAAAAAUCAUUACUAAGUUAUUUAAAGAUGGAGUUUCCGCGCUGCAAAUUGGGGUUAUCACUCCUUAUGAAGGUCAAAGAGCCUAUUUAGUUCAAUUCAUGUCCAUGAAUAGUACAUUAUUAGAUAAACGUGAUCAAUAUCUCGAAGUUGAAAUCACCAGUGUUGAUGCGUUCCAAGGUCGUGAAAAGGAUUUCAUUAUUUUGAGUUGUGUUCGUGCCAAUGAAGCUCAAAGUAUUGGAUUCUUGAGUGAUCCAAGAAGAUUAAAUGUCGCAUUAACAAGAGCUAAAUAUGGUUUGAUUGUCUUGGGUAAUCCAAGAGCCUUAUGUCGUAAUCGAUUAUGGAAUCAUUUAUUGGUUCAUUUCAGAGAAAAAGGAUGUCUUGUUGAUGGUCCUUUGGAUAAUUUACAAUUAUCAAUGGUUCAAUUAAACAAUACAAAGGGUAAUUAUCGCCCAGGACAAAAACCACCUAAAUUUGGAGCACCUUCAACUAGUUAUUCAGUAACUGAUUUUGAUAGUGCAAGUAUUGUCUCAUAUGAUAAUAGUGCCAUUAAUGGUAAUCGACCAUCUAAUAAAAUCCGGGAAGAAAUGUGGCCAAGUUUGAAUAAAUCAGUUGGUGAUGCUUAUGAUGCUAGUAAUACUUUAUCGGCUAACUUUUAUAGUAAAUUGAAUGCCUUGAAUGGGAAUUAUGAAGGUGGAAGAUAUAAUGUUGAGAAUAUUGAAGAUGAUAUUCGUAGUAUUACUGGGUCGUUUGCGGCUGGAUUUAAUUUUUAG